Ectocarpus siliculosus is the source of this 1807-nucleotide messenger RNA. Lineage: Eukaryota; Phaeophyceae; Ectocarpales; Ectocarpaceae. The record is from the annotation of a GenBank genome assembly.
AUGGACGAACUCUUUGAGGAGUGGGACAAGGACGGGAACAACUUGAUUACGCGGGAGGAGCUCACAAGGGGGCUCAACAAGCUCGGUGUCUACCUCUCUGCGACGCAGACGAGGGAACUGUUCCGACUCGCCGACCCGGACCACUCCAAGUCCAUCGGCCCGGCCGAGUUCCGAGCCUUCCUGUCCGACCUGCAAACACUCGCCGACGAACCGGAGCUGCUCUCCAGGCAAGUGACCCUCCGCCUCCAGCGUCGAGCCAUAGCCGAGGAGCGCGAGCACCCGCGCGUGGACGACUGCGGCCUCCUGGCCGCGUGCGCCGCUGCGGACGGCGGCGGCGGCGGCGGCGGCGGCGGCGUCGCACGCCGAGUCGGAGAGACACGUCGCGCCGCGUCCAUGAGCAGCGUCGUCUGAAAAACCGUUCGUGUAGGCGUGCGUGUGUGUCGCAAGCGCGGUGUUUGGGACUGGUUGGUGUAGGCAACCCUGCCCGCCGUGCGAAGUCGACAUUAUUUUGGGCCGCGGGGAAGAUCAUCUUCUCGUGAAGUGUGUUUUUGGAUGUGCGGUGUUCCGUCCCCCACCUCUAGAUGAGGUGCUACAGCAGCAGCAGCAGCGACAGUCCUCCUCUCGCAAACCGCGAGAGACGAUGUUGUUUUCUUUACGUCGGUCUCGUCCGACAUGAGCGACGGCCGCACCACCCCGCUCGGGCCUAAGGCUGAGGCCUGAGAGUGGGUGGGCGAUUUUUUAAAUGCUGAUGCUUGUGCUUGUGCUUGUGCUCGAGUUGCGUGGUGCCUUUUCAUGUUGGGCCCUCGUCUUAGUCGUGCCUGGGCAGCUACGUCUGCCCAAUCACAACCCAGCAUCUAAAUAAUUACGGUAUGUGCGUCCUUUUCUGUCAAACUCUCAGUCUCCUUCAGCUGGUCUUUUUUUCCAGAGGGCGCUUUCGUUUUUUGUCUUACACUUCGUGAAUAUUCUUAUCCUGCUGAGAUUUGUUUUGUGUCUUGGGUCUUCUCCUUGUCUUCGAAGUGGUGUUCGUUGUUUGUUCUCUCAAGGGACGCUUGUACAUCAGAUGCGGGGGCUGUCCAUACGUGCGUUUGCGUAGGUGCCACGCAAAUAGCUCCUUGGUCAUCAAUGUCGUCGGCUUGUUCGUUAUUUCUUUGUCCUGCUGAGUUUUUUUGUCUUGGGUUUAUCCUUUGUCUUGGGACUGCUUUUAUUUUAUUUUACCACGGCACGCUUGUACGGUACUGGCGGUCGCUGCCCAUACGUGGUUAUGUAAGCGCCACGCAAGGUCGCCCGUCAUCUUUUCCUGUUUCCGCCUUGUCGGCUCCCCUGACGUUUUUUUUUUUUCGCAUGCCUUGGCUUCUCCUUGUCUUCGCACUGCUGCUGUGAGCAGUUUUUUUCUAGUGCUGGACAGCUUGGACAAUUACUUUUGCUGUCGCUGUCCAUACACGGGUAAGUGCUGCCUCGCAGCUCUUUUAUCAACUCGUUACAGUACCAUCCAUCUCGUCGUCGCUUGUUUAGGUUAUUGGUCUGAGGUCGUUUGUUCCUUCGCGCGAUGAUUUUCUUUUUUCUGUGUUUUUUGGUGGUGGAUGGAGGCGCGUGCGGUGUGUGCUUGCGCUGGGGGUCGGAGUGUUCUCGGUGGCGUGGCUCUUCCAAAUCUAAAAAAACAAAAGCCAGUGACGGACGUGCCGAAGAUUGGGGCGUUGGGUCCGUCUCGUCGAGACCUUACCUUUCCCAACACUUUUCAUUUGGUCUUGGCAUCCGCCAAGUCGUUGAGUUGUCGAGCUUUUUGAGAAUAAGUCUAGGGGGUGUGGUA